This is a messenger RNA of Dicentrarchus labrax (European seabass), 2158 nucleotides long. It is a transcript of the gene rad51ap1, whose product is annotated as RAD51 associated protein 1. The record is from RefSeq and is a predicted model, not a curated record. NCBI's taxonomy places the organism in Eukaryota, Metazoa, Chordata, Actinopteri, Moronidae. Gene Ontology annotation, biological process: interstrand cross-link repair; double-strand break repair via homologous recombination. The coding region runs from base 253 to 1263 and encodes 336 amino acids. The transcript has 9 exons. Gene Ontology annotation, molecular function: double-stranded DNA binding; single-stranded DNA binding.
GGGCGGGCUGGUUGAAAAGUUCUCCCGUCGACAGAAGUUGCGUUAAUUAACGUGUUACUUCGCUAUUUUAAGACUUAUUUCACUCGUUCAGUGAGCGGAUGAAUGUCUGGAUCCGAAAACAACCGACAGUCGAAGCUAAGUUCGCUUAUAUUACUUUAUAUUACCUUAUAUUAGUGUGUGUUUCGGCACCAGUGUUUACAGCAGCUAGGUAACCUAACCUAACCUAACCUAACCUAACUUGAUCGGCUCGUAAUGUCCCAAGCAAUGGAGCGACCAUCGAGGAAGACAAAGACUGUGAAUUACUGUGAAGCCAAGGACUUUGAUGAUGAUGAGGAUUUUGCCUGUGUCAAGGCUCCACCCAGCAAAAAGCCCAGGGAGGAUGUCAAACGGGAGCACAAGAAAUCAUCGAGCAAGUCCUCCAGUCAGGAGUCCAACUCACAGUCCGCAGUGAGCCAGAAGAAUAGAAGACCACUGGAUGAGAGACUGCAUGAAAGAGAUCUAGAAGCAGCCAUUACACUAUCCUUGCUCAAUAAUGCAGACGGGUUUAAGGACAGUUCUCCCACCAGUAAAGGAGAUGUCGAGGUUCAAGUUCCGGUAGAUGAAAACACAGAUCCAGCGUCUUCGCGCUUGUCCAACUGCAGUGUGGAUGGUGCAGUUUUUGGCCUGGAUGAAAUCACAUCAGAGAAAGAGGCACUUGCUCUUUCCAGGCAGAGGAAGGCUGCUGCUAAAGCCAGUGAGGAGCAGAGAAAAACCGAUGAAGAUGAAGACUAUGAGCCCAAACUGACACCAGAUUCAGAGAGUGAUGAAGAUUUCAGUGAACCAGCUGAGAGCGAAGAUGAGGAAUUCACAGUGAAGAAAGUCAGCAAAACAAAAAAGAAGGAAAAAUUAACCAAGAACGUGAAGACCAAACGGUCUCCUCCCUCCAAAAAAGAAAAACCAGCAUCAAAACCAGCAAAGUCCAAAUCGCAGGCAGCAGCAGCUUCCACACCGGUGAGAAGUCCUCCAACAGCCAAAGUUGCACCAAAAAGACCUGCAUCGUCCUCCACAGUUUCCACAUCGAAGUCUGCAUCUGCAUCGAAACCUGCGUUCUCUCUGAGCCCAGCAGGGGGCAAGUUACCCAAAUGGACCCCACCAGCUCAAAUUGGUAGAAGCCCCUCUUCAUCCCAGAGUCCAGCAGUGAAGUCUCCAGGUCAAGGUCUGCGGCUGGGCCUGUCCCGUCUUGUCCGGGUGAAACCUCUUCACCCCAGCGUUACGAGUCACUGACUGACUGAUUGCCAAUCUGGAUGCCCCCCCUACAUGUGUCAGUUCUUGCUGUCCUUUUAGCUUAAUCACAAUUUUUUUUAAAAAAGAUGCUUGUAAACAAUCAUUUUCCUUUAUUUGUGCUACUAUAGAUUUAAAGUGAUAUGUUUUCACAUGAUGCUCGCAGCUUUGGGAAAUUACGCAACUUGCACCUUGAGCUAUUAUUCUGCUAUAUAUAGUGAAAAAAGCUCAUGGAACAGUCAAAUGUGUGCUUUGUGGACUCUGGGGACUCAAGUCAUAGAUUGUUGCCAUUGUCACAUUAUUAUUAGUACAGGUUAAUGUGUCUAUAGAUAUUCAGAUUGUUUGAUCCCCCACAUGGGAGUUCACAUCUCACAUUCAGGAAGAACUAUGGUUGGUAAGACUGGCAUUUAAUUGUUUGUUUGUUUGUUUGUUUUUUAAACCAGGCUCAUCAUUUUCUCCCCUUUCUCUUAUUGUGUGCAAAUACUGUAUAUUAUGUACAUAUAUAUAUAUAAAAUAAAAUGUAAAAGCAAAAAAAAUUUGCAUGAGCUGCUGAUGUAAAUAGGAAGAACAAUGAAUGCAAUUAGCUGCUAUACUGUAUAUCAAAAGUGUUUUUUGACAGAUUUUUCUCACACGGUUGCUUGAAUUGGACCUAAAAAGGUGCCAGUACCCUAAUAAACCAGAAUCCUACAAUAUAAUCUUAACCCUAAUCCUUUUGCCGUUUUUUUAAUCUAUGUAGUGCUGGUACCGGAGAGUCGGACCAUUUCAGGCACUGGUUUCACACAUUUUUCUUUUUCACUGAUGACUAAUUGGUUCAGGAAAUAGUCCAAAAUGUAAGGCUGCAUUUGAAUGUAUCUGCCAAACCAAAAGCUCCCUAUAAAGCUGUGAAUAGUUGUUUUUA